AACCCUCCCCCUUCUGCUCACGUCUCUCAACUUCUACAAUCACAGAGAAAUACAGAAACAGAGGUAGAGAGAGAUUCAAUUGUGGAGUGUUGUUUCUGUGUGAGUGUUGUUCUUGGACAUGUCGCUGCUUUCAGAUCUCAUCAACCUCAAUCUCUCAGAUUCCACUGACAAGAUCAUCGCUGAGUACAUAUGGAUCGGUGGCUCGGGUUUGGACCUGCGAAGCAAAGCAAGGACUAUUCCUGGACCAGUUAGCGAUCCUUCAAAGCUUCCCAAGUGGAAUUAUGAUGGUUCUAGCACGGGACAGGCACCGGGAGAAGAUAGUGAAGUGAUCUUAUAUCCUCAGGCCAUUUUCAAGGAUCCAUUUAGGAGGGGAAACAAUAUACUUGUUAUGUGUGAUGCUUACACUCCAGCCGGAGAUCCGAUCCCGACCAACAAGAGAUGUGCUGCUUCUAAGAUAUUCAGCCAUCCUGAUGUUGUCGCUGAAGUACCUUGGUAUGGUAUUGAACAAGAGUACACUUUGCUGCAAAAAGAUGUCAAGUGGCCUAUUGGAUGGCCGAUUGGUGGCUAUCCUGGUCCACAGGGUCCGUACUAUUGUGCUGCUGGAGCUGACAAAGCCUUUGGGAGAGACAUUGUGGACUCCCACUACAAGGCCUGUCUCUACGCAGGCAUCAACAUAAGUGGGAUAAACGGAGAAGUGAUGCCAGGCCAAUGGGAAUUUCAAGUUGGCCCUUCUGUUGGUAUUUCUGCCGGUGAUGAGUUGUGGGUUGCUCGUUACAUUUUGGAGAGGAUCACUGAGAUUGCUGGGGUGGUGCUCUCCUUCGAUCCCAAGCCAAUUCAGGGUGAUUGGAAUGGAGCUGGUGCACACACUAAUUACAGCACUGAGUCUAUGAGAAGCGAUGGAGGCUAUGAGGUCAUCAAGAAAGCAAUUGAAAAACUAGGACUGAGGCAUAAAGAACACAUUGCUGCAUAUGGAGAAGGAAAUGAACGUCGCCUCACAGGACGACAUGAAACAGCUGACAUCAACACUUUCCUAUGGGGAGUUGCAAACCGUGGGGCAUCUAUCAGGGUUGGCCGAGACACAGAGAAGGCCGGGAAGGGGUACUUUGAGGACAGGAGGCCCGCUUCUAACAUGGAUCCAUACAUCGUGACAUCCAUGAUUGCAGAAACCACUAUCCUCUGGAAACCAUGAGUGCUAAUCCACUCAGAUUCACCUUCAAAGACAGUUGUUACUGCCUUCCUUUCGCACUAAUAGAAAAGAAAUAGUUGUCAGCAAUCAGCAGUUGUUUGCUCUCUCUUUUGAUUCCAAUUCGGUGUAGCAUCGCGGCUUGGUUUUGUGUUUUUUCACAAUACGAGUCGAGGUGGGCUUGUCGCUUCUUGUUUCAAUAAUUCAAGCACUUUGUAUUACUAUUCAAAAUUAUGAGAAGGGUCUUGUUUUAAUUUCUCUUAA
This is a messenger RNA of Tripterygium wilfordii, 1447 nucleotides long. Its product is annotated as glutamine synthetase nodule isozyme. The record is from RefSeq and is a predicted model, not a curated record. NCBI's taxonomy places the organism in Eukaryota, Viridiplantae, Streptophyta, Magnoliopsida, Celastrales, Celastraceae. Gene Ontology annotation, molecular function: glutamine synthetase activity. The transcript has 12 exons. Gene Ontology annotation, cellular component: cytoplasm. Bases 119 to 1189 code for a protein of 356 amino acids.